Messenger RNA from Dermatophagoides pteronyssinus (European house dust mite), 2156 nucleotides. RefSeq lists its product as uncharacterized. NCBI's taxonomy places the organism in Eukaryota, Metazoa, Arthropoda, Arachnida, Sarcoptiformes, Pyroglyphidae. The record is from RefSeq and is a predicted model, not a curated record. Gene Ontology annotation, cellular component: endoplasmic reticulum. Gene Ontology annotation, molecular function: lysophosphatidic acid acyltransferase activity.
GUAGAAAAAAGAAAAGAAAAAAAAUGUCCGAAAAAAUCAAUUCAAAUCCAAAUCAAAUGAAAUGUUAUGAUGAACGAUUAGAUUUGAUCAGUGUUAAUCCAUUUGUUAAUCAUCAUCGUAAAACUGGUUGGAUACGUCUUUAUACCUAUACAAUUGGAUUAUUUUUAUUUGUUAUACGUUUUCCACCAUUUGUUUUAUUUGUAUUAAUGGCAACAUUAGUGGCAAAAAUAACAUUAAUAAUGAUAUCAAUUGGAAAAUUUUUUCGAUUAAAAACUGAAUUUUUACGUACGAUUGGCCGAAAUGUUUCAAUAUUUAUACUACGUACGGGAUUAUUUUUUGCCGGAUUUUAUUGGAUACGUAUGGUUGAUCAACGACCAACAGAUCGUCGUCAUACAUUAGCACCGAUCAUAUGUGCAGCACCACAUUCAUCAUUUUUUGAUAUUUUAUUGAUAUUAAAAUUAGAAAAUCCAACAUUUGUAUCACGUAAAGAAAAUAUACAUACACCAUUGAUUGGUAAUAUUUUACGUCUUUAUAAUGGUAUAUAUGUUGAUCGUCAUGAUAAAAAUUCACGUAUAGCAACAAUACAAGCAAUUAUGGAACGAACAAGUAAACAUGCUGAACAUGUUUUAAUAUUUCCCGAAGGUACAACAGCUAAUCGUAAAGCAUUAUUACAAUUUAAAUUGGGUGCAUUUUUACCACGAUUACCAAUACAACCGGUAUUGAUACGUUAUGAAACUUGUUGCGGUAUACAUGAUCCAAUUACAUGGACAUGGGAAGGACCGGGUGUAUUGAAAAUAUUUUUCUAUACAAUGUCUUGUUUAUCAAUUGAUUGUGAAAUAACUAUAAUGGAUGAAUAUCGACCAAAUAAUUUAGAAUUACAAGAUCCGAAAAAAUUUGCACAAAAUGUUGCACAAAAAAUGUGUAUCGAAUUAGGUAUACCACAAUCAUAUUAUUCAUAUGAUGAUGUACCAUUAAUGCAUGUAGCUAAACAAUUUGGUUUAUUUCGUUCACCAAUCUGUAUUAUGAUGUUAAAAAUUGCGGAAAAAAUUCGUUCAACCAUAUUGAAUAAAACUGAAAAAUUUGAUGAUGAAACCGAUCCAAACAGCCCUAAAACACCGACACCGACAACGCCAACGGCAACUACCACCACCACCCCAAAAUCAAAUGAUGCAAACAAUGGUACUGGUACUGUAACUGAUUGCCAAAAUCAAAAAUCAAAAUCUAGUCCAAAAACAAACAAUUCUAAUACUGCUGAUUCUAAUGUAAAGGAUGGCCAAAAUUCUAGUCAAAAACCAAAAAAAGAUGAUCUUGAAUAUUUAACUACAGGCUAUUCCGAAGAAUCAGUAAUUGAAUCAUAUAAACCGAUAAGUAUUGGACAAUCACAAUCAUCUUCAUCAUCAUCUGAAUUAGCAGAAUUACAGGCAAUGUCAAUGUUGGCCACAGAUAAUGUUGAUGAUUCGAAUGAAUUUCAAUAUCUACCAAUCAGUAAAGUAAAAAGAAAAUUAUUUCGAUCCGAAUCAUUUACAUUCACUACUAUUGAUGAUGAUAAUCGUUUAUUAUAUGAAAUAUUUUCACGUCUUAUUGAACAUUGUAUAACUAAAAUGGAAAAACAUUUUCAUUAUCGACCAAUAAAAUCAAGCAAAGAAAUUCCCGUUUUGUUGAAAUUAUUUGAAUUCAUUCCAAUUGAUUCAACAUUACGAACUUUGAAUACAAUAUUUAUGGAUCUGGUAAAAAUGUUACAAAUGACAGUUUCGAUACCAAUAACAACAAUACAUUUAUUAAUUAUAUUACAUUUAUGUGAUAUACGUGAAAAAGAUCUAUGGGAACGAAUACGUAUUGUUAUUCGAUUGUUUAAUCAAAUGCAUCCAAAAACAACAAAUGAAACAAACAAUAUGGAACCAUAUUUAACAAUGAAUGAAUUUCAAACAUUUUUAUGGUAUUCAUUAGGUUUGAAUGAAUUUAAUAAUCAAUAUUUUUUACAACAUCAUUUUGAUUAUCGUUAUAUACGAGAAAAUCUUUGCCGGUUAUUUUUUCGUGCUGUCAAUGAAAAUGCACCGCAAUUAAUUCCAAAACAACUAUCGAUACUGAAACAAAUACAAGAUAAACAAGCACAAGAAUAAAUUUAAUUUUUGUUUUAAUAUGAAUUUCAAAUCAAA